Protomyces lactucae-debilis is the source of this 1549-nucleotide messenger RNA. RefSeq lists its product as uncharacterized. Gene Ontology annotation, molecular function: lipase activity. The coding region runs from base 345 to 1472 and encodes 375 amino acids. Gene Ontology annotation, biological process: lipid metabolic process. The transcript has a single exon. The record is from RefSeq and is a predicted model, not a curated record. NCBI's taxonomy places the organism in Eukaryota, Fungi, Ascomycota, Taphrinomycetes, Taphrinales, Protomycetaceae.
CGUUCGUAUGCUCCAUGUGCGGAAUGGAGCUGCAUUUCUGAAGCUGGACCCCAGCCUUUGAACAUGUCAGGCAGCUUGGCAGGCUCUGAGCUCUCAAAUCCUGUGCCGCUACCACCUUCGUCUUUGCGUAUCGGAAAAUCGGCAAUAUUCAGGAGUCUGAGAAAGCAAGGCAUUCUCAACUCCUGCAUUCUUCGAACUAGCUGACUGGUCAGCGCAAAUUGACGAUAUCCCCUCGGACUGUGCUCCAGCUGCUGGCCAGGCUCCCGCCAAAAUGACUCCCUGAAACUGCUCAAGAGUAUUUGCCUUCCAACCAGUUCCAAGUCUUCCAAAGGGUGAACACUGGCAUGAAAUCAAUGAAAGCGUUGAACCAGUGUGUAUUCUUGGCUUUGCUAGUCAAGGGGUUUUAUGACAGUGGCAACGUGCUUGCUCACAACGAAGAUCCAGUUGAGCUCGUGCACAAAUCCAGCUUGGAUGGAACAACAACACAGUAUUCAGGCUUUGGUAGACUGCACAGACUCUUUGUAUUUGGCGACUCGAUCUCCGAAACUGGCUUCUCAACAAACGGUAACACUCCUUCGGCGCAGAAUCCUCUCGGCAAUCCAGACUUUCCCGGCAACACAACGGCAUGGGGUAUGAAUUGGGUUGGUGCGUUGGUCAAAUCUUCGAAAGGUCUGGUUACUUGGAAUUUCGCUUCUCCAGGCUCGCCAGUCGACAACAACGUACUGAACGCUAUACGGUUUGGCCAUUUGCGUGACUUUGCUGAGCAAGUGUCCAUUUUCAAGCGUGAUUGCACAGGGUCAGGUGCAAAAGUAGAUUGGUCCAGCAGUGAUUCGCUCUUUUUGUCUAUGUAUGGACAAAUAGAUCUGAACAUCCUCAUGCUUGACGGCUUGCCAUUGCUCACAAACAUCGAUGCGGUUGCUGCAUUCGAGAAAAAUGCAAAAGCGACAAUCGAGAAGAUACUCCACAGCUACUUACAAAACUGGGAGCAACUCUACGGCCUCGGUGCACGCAACUUUUUCGCCAUCACUCCUAUCCAGUUUACGGCUGUGCCUUUCAGUUUGAAGUAUGUUCAAUUGGCGAUUGAUCAACACGGCGAACCCAUUGGAGACGCUUUUCUUCCUGCCCUGGGUCGUGUUGCUGCGAAUCUCAAUGACAGGCUUGCAGUCCUCAGCUCUGCCUUCCAGGAAACUCACAGAGGUUCGAAAGUCUUCUUCAUGGACGCCACUGCGCUUAUGGAGGACGUCAUCGCUAAUCCAAGCCUUUUCGGCUAUCACAAGGUCGACACGUUCUGUCCUACAUAUCAAAACCUGAGGUAUAUCAAUUCUCAGUAUCCAGAUCCCCCUACCGAAGCAGCAAAGCUGGCCUGUUCCGGCCUGGAUGUCGGUCAGUGGCUGUGGCUCGAUGAACAUCACCCAACAUCGCCCUUUCACGUUCAUCUGGCCAAAAGGCUCUAUGCUGUCCUGCUGGCAUAGACCGCCAUGAGCAAAAGUUGAUCUAUCAAGAUAUUCCGUCCGUAUAUGUUAUCAUUUGAAGCUUUGCGUCGCCAUCC